This is a messenger RNA of Eimeria mitis, 303 nucleotides long. RefSeq lists its product as uncharacterized. Bases 1 to 303 code for a protein of 100 amino acids. NCBI's taxonomy places the organism in Eukaryota, Apicomplexa, Conoidasida, Eucoccidiorida, Eimeriidae. The transcript has 2 exons. The record is from RefSeq and is a predicted model, not a curated record.
AUGAGGGUAGAGGGUUCUACUAUACUGCAGCAAGAGCAGAUACUACAGCAGCAGCACCAACAACAGCAGCAGCACCAACUGCAGCAAGAGCAGCUACCGGAAGAGCAGCUACUGCAGCAUGAGCAGCAGCAACAACAACAGCAGCAGCAGCAGCAACUGCAGCAAGAGCAGCGACAGCAGCAAAAGCAGCUACUGGAAGAGCAGCUACUGCAGCAUGAGCAGCAGCAGCAGCAGCAGCAGCAGCAGCAACAGCAGCAGCAGCAGCAGCAGCAAGAGCACCUUGAGGUAGAGGGGAUCCUUUGA